UGGUCCGGUCCCGCAGGAGCCAGGACCGGGUUUUCCUCUCUUUAAAGGAUCCUCCAGCUCUACACCGACACACACGGACGUGUUUCAGCCGCAGUUGGGUCUCGGUCGCUCGGCCAUGGCCUCCAUCGUCUGUCGGGCCCAGUACCUGGAGGACUCGGAUCCGUUCGUCUGCACCAACUUUCCCGAACCCCGCAGACCUCCAACGGUGCGCGUGGAGGAGAACGUGCCGCUCAGCGAGCAGAUCUCCGGGAUCCACGCGCUGCUGGAGGCGCCUCUGCAGCUGGAGGAGUGCACCCUUCAGUUGUCUCCUCAUGGAAACUACCUGGACCUGGACUCGUCUCUGGCUGAGCAGAGAGACGAGCUGGAGAGCUUCUAUGCAGACGUGACGAAAGGGAAGAAGCCCAUCCUGAUCCUGAGGACUCAGCUCUCUGUCCGGGUUCACUCCAUCCUGGAGAAGCUGUAUAACUCUCAGGGUCCAGAACUCAGACGGUCUCUGUUCUCCCUCAAACAGCUGUUCCAGGACGAUAAAGACCUGGUUCCAGAGUUCGUGGCCUCUGAAGGUUUGACUUGUUUCGUUAACGUUGGAGCGGAGGCCGACCACAACUACCAGAACUACAUCCUGAGAGCUCUGAGUCAGAUCAUGCUGUUUGUGGACGGGAUGAACGGAGUGAUAAACCACAAUGAGACGGUCCAGUGGCUCUACAGUCUGACAGGAAGUCUGUCUCGUCUGGUGGUGAAAACGUCUCUGAAGCUUCUCAUCGUGUUCGUUGAGUAUUCAGAGUCCAACAGUCCUCGACUCAUCGACGCUGUCAACACGGUGGAUGGAGAGAGAGGUUUGAAGCCGUGGAGUUGCCUGAUGGAGGUGCUGGAAGAGAGAAACGGCUCUGAUACAGAGCUCCUCAUGUUUAUCAUGACACUCAUCAACAAGACACUAGCAGUGCUCCCUGAUCAGGACUCGUUCUACGAUGUGACCGACAGUCUGGAGCAUUUGGGGAUGGAGACCAUCAUCCACAAACACAUGAGCAACAAGGGGACCGAGCCGGACCUCCGAGCUCAGUUCACCAUGUACGAGACUGCUCUGAAGAACGAGGAUGGUGAGAUGGACGACUCCUCCCCUCACCUCCGUAAGGAGAGAAGAAAGAUGGCCGCCGGCGAUCAGGAGGGACGGAGGAGCCGCCGCUCAUCCAGCCAAAAUCUGCCGGACCUCCUGUCCUCCUCCACAGGCUCCUCCGCCUCCCCCAUUCCCCCCACCUUCCUCUCCCCCACCACUGCCAACACCCCCCCUCCUCUCCUCCGCCUCCCCCCCUCCCCCCACCUUCCUCUCCCCCACCACCGUUCUGGGUCUAUUUUGGUGACUUGGUGUUUCCUGUCUCUGAUCACUGGUGUCUCUCCCUUCCUGCCUUCCUCCCUUCCUCCCUCCUUCCCUUGGCGGGUCUGGACCACUAGGAGUCGCUCUUUCCUUAGCCACCACAUGUCAGCUCUGGGUCUGAGCAGGAGGUCCAGGCUCUUCUCCAAAACCAGCUCCAUCUCUGAGGAGCCUUCAGCCUCCUGCAGCUCGUCUUCCUCAGACCUCCCUCACCAGAAGUCGUUCCAGUUGAACCAGGAGCAGCUCAACAACAAGACGGAGACUAAAACCAGUUUCAA
Messenger RNA from Anarrhichthys ocellatus (wolf-eel), 1644 nucleotides. RefSeq names its product FH1/FH2 domain-containing protein 1-like. The annotation marks the transcript as partial. NCBI's taxonomy places the organism in Eukaryota, Metazoa, Chordata, Actinopteri, Perciformes, Anarhichadidae. Gene Ontology annotation, biological process: cortical actin cytoskeleton organization. The transcript is spliced from 12 exons. Gene Ontology annotation, molecular function: actin filament binding. Gene Ontology annotation, cellular component: cytoskeleton; cytoplasm. The record is from RefSeq and is a predicted model, not a curated record.